AUGCACAAGAUUUCCAACUUCACGGGCCAGGCCCGUCAUGGCUGGGAACGAAUGACGCCGACCUUCGGUAUGUCUAGGCCUCACACCGAUAUGGCCUCGCACUCCCUCCGUCGACCACACGGUGCUCCGCCUAUGACACCUCCCACCGGUAUCGAUCCGACCGUCAAUCUUUCGAUCAACGUUCCGUUUUCCUCCACGCUGGCCGGUCCCGACGCCGACGACGUCCUGCAUGCGAGUCCCGGCGCCCUUCAACGCUGGUCCUUUCCCGAAGGCACCCCCGAAGGCACCCCCGUGCAUAACCUGCCGGUCCACACCAGCAACGUCGAUGCCCUGCGGAGACUAUGUCAGAAGAUUACGGAGAGCAGUAACGGACGGAUCGAGGCAACCGUUGCCUCCUCGGAGCCCAAGACCGUGCCCUCGCUACAACGGCGCCCGCAGGGGUUGGUCACCAAUGUCUGUAUCACCGGCGAUGGCGAGACGGUGCGCAAGAUGCGAGCGAGGAUCUUGAAUGAGACCCCUAUCCUACUGCGAUGUGCGACCGUCGAUGUGGAUAUGCAUCUCAUCACCGACAAUACUACCAAGGGAAUCCGAACGACUGUGUUGGAGCACCUGGACACCUUGGCUGCCUAUACCGGCACGGAUAUCUUUCUCCUCAGCCCCAAACUUCGCGAUACCGACAGUGCGGUGGUGUCUUCCUACGGCUACGCUUCGGACAACGGGCUGGAUCAUCGCUUUCGGGUCUCGAUCUACGGUGACAUGGAAAGUGCCGAACAUGCCAAGACCAGGGUUUUGAUCAUGAUAGAUCAGAUCCUCAAACGUCACGUGGAUGCCAUUAAAUUGGACCUGACCAUGCACACUCUGGUCUGUGGCCGCACCCGCAAGAACAUUAAGCUCAUCGAGGCUGCGACCGGCACGGCCAUUUAUUUCCCGCCGCCGUUCCCCCAAAUAUUCGGCUACACUCCUCCAGGCGCUCACCGUCGCAGCGAUGAAGAAGUUUACAUCACCGGCGAUACCAAGGAGCAGAUCGCUCGUGCCAAGCAGAAGUUGCGGGAAUUGGUAAUGGGAGUUAAGAUCUACGUGAAGGAUGCCGUGGUCAAUUGCAAUAAAAUCGACAACAUCCUACUGGACCGGCUGGACAAGGUGCGGAAGGUCAUGGAAAUGAACGGUUCCUACGUUCUGUUCCCCCAGCUAGGAAGCCAACGGGGCGUUGUCCGCGUUCAGGGCACCGAAGUCUUGCACGUGGAGCGCACUGUCCGGGAGAUCAUGGCUCUGGCUGGUCAAUUCUACAGCGCAUCCUGGUGGAUCAUCAUCCCCGAUCCCUCCCAAGCGGCCCGCACCCCGUCUACGUCUGACAUUCGCACCAUGCUCUCCGAUAUUUGCACCAACUCUGCCGCCGAGGUCAGCUUCGACAACCUGGCUUUCACCAUUAACGGCUCCGACGAUGCCGUCAAAGCCGCUAUGAUGGUCAUCAACCAGAUUCCUUUCAUUCAGCGCAGUCAAUACCAAAUGCGGGUCAAGAUUGAACUGGCCAACGAGCAUAAGGAAUUCGUCAGUGGCAAGAAGAACGGCAAGAUCAACAAGAUCAUGGGUCAAAGCAACGUGCAGAUCAUCUUUGAUGGAUUCAACGAGUACAACUUCUACAUUGACGUCUGUGGAGGACAAUACGAAUCUACGAAGAACGGGUUAGACCUCGUCGAACAGGAAAUGCCGGCCUCGAUUUCGUUCCACGUUCCCGACCAAUACCACAAGCGCAUCAUCGGGAUUGGCGGUCAGCAUAUCCAGCGUAUCAUGAAGAAAUACUCAGUUUUCGUCAAGUUCUCCAACGCGAUGGAUCGUGGCGGUAUGGGCAAGGAGGACGAUGACAUCAAGGUCGACAAUGUCAUCUGCCGGACGCCCGCGCGGAACGCCCAGAGUCUCGAUCUGGUCAAGCAGGAGAUCAUGGACAUGGUCGAGAAAGUUGAUGCCGAGUACGUUUCUGAGCGCGUUGUGAUCAACCGACUGUACCACCGCGAGUUGCUCUCCCGCAUGACCGAAAUCGACGAACUCGAGAAGAAAUGGAACUGCAAGAUCGAAUUUCCCAGCACCGAGCUUGCCAGCGAUGUCGUGACCAUUUCCGGACCCGAGUACCAGGUUCCGCAGGCCGUUGAUGCCUUGCUUGGAAUGGUCCCGGAAAGUCACGAACUUCUUUUCCAGAGUUCCCCCGAGCUUCGCGACUUUUUCAAGUCGACCGAAUUCCGUGACGAUGUCUGCGCCAAACUGAAGGAUCAGUACGAGGUGGAUACCAACGUUGACUCGAACCCCGAUCUUCCGUCCUCCGACGGUUCGUCGUCUCCCACUUUUGCCCCCGAGGACCGUGUUGUGCUUGGAUAUACUCGAAACAAUGCGGGCGGUCUUAAGGAUGCCAUAGAUUUCUUGAUCUCCCGAUUGGUCGCACACGGGCUCGACGCGACUACCGUCAAAGGAGCAAUCCCUCGUCCCAAAUCCGACUCCUUCGAGGAGUCCCUGCCGUUCUUUGACUCUAAAUUGCUUCAGCAUGCACCUGCCCCUCUUGUCACCGACUCGCCCACUCGCCCGAAUUUCUCCGACGAGACCAGCGAGCGUGGCUCGAUCUUCGAACGGCUUCGAAAGCCUGGAAGCAUCUCGUCCUUUUCUUCCUUCAUCGGACGCAAAAACCAUUCGGCAUCCCCCGGAUCGUUCUUCAAGCACGCCUCUAGCAACGCCUCGAAGGCGUCUUUGGUGUCUAUGGAGUCUCGCGACAGUGGCUACCGCAACCCGUGGAAUGACUCCGGAGUGAAUCUCCCGGAGGACGAUCUGCCUGUUUUGGGGAGUUCCCACAGCCACAGCAGCAGCAAUGGCUGGCCAGCGCGCUUUGACGCUAAAUUUCCAUUCGGUACCGUACCGGGGGACAUGACCCCCAAGCAUGACCCCCGUGCGUCUUUUGAUAGUGGUCGUCCUAGUACUUCCAAUUCUACUUCUGGAUACCCGGCCCCCAUCGGGCCACCGCGUUAA
Molecule: messenger RNA, 3009 nt
Organism: Aspergillus melleus
Lineage: Eukaryota; Fungi; Ascomycota; Eurotiomycetes; Eurotiales; Aspergillaceae
Product: KH domain protein
Exons: 7
Coding region: 1-3009 (1002 amino acids)
Biological process (GO): nuclear division
Cellular component (GO): cytoplasm; nucleus
Molecular function (GO): mRNA binding
Source: RefSeq, a predicted model, not a curated record